AUGGAUAAAUGGAAGGAAACGAUCAUUCCUUCAAGUAGCACGUCCGUUAUAAGGAAGGAUAAAGGGAAGGAAGUGGACAUUAAAAGGUGGUAUAAAGGGAAGGAAGUGGACAUUCCUUCAAGUAGCUCGUCCAUGGAUAAAUGGAAGGAAGUGGUCAUUCCUGCAAGUAGCUCAUCCAUCCCUGCAAGUAGCAUGUCUGUUAAAAGGAAGGAUAAAGGGAAGGAAGUGGAAGUUCCUUCUAGUAGUGCGUCCAUGGAUAAAUGGAAGGAAGUUAUUCAUGCAAGUAGCACACCCAUUAAAAGAAAGGAUAAAGGGAAUGAAGUGGACAUUCCUUCAAGUAGCACGUCCGUUGAUAAACGAAAGGAAGUGGUCAUUCUUGCAAGUAGCAGGUCCAUAGGUAAACGGAAGAAAGCGGUCAUUCCUGCAAGUAGCACGCCCGUGGAUAAACGGAAGAAAGUGGUCAUUCCUGCAAGUAGCACAUCCAUUACAAGGAAGUAUAAACGGAAGGAAGUGGAUAUUCCUUCAAGUAGCAUGUCCAUUUCAAGGGUCUCUAGUACUAGAAAGAAAAGUGAUGGGGUUGAAGGUGUGAGUCCACUCAAGGCCAAGGCAUUCUCAGUUCCUUGUAAAAAGAAGCACCGUUCCGGGUCAUCUAAACAGGAUGUUGUGUACACGGAUCCCAUCUUGCAAGAUUAUCUAAAGAAACAAAACGCUUACUUUAAAAUGAUAGAUGAAUUUGAACUGUUAGAAGAGGAGGUUGAAUCCCUUAGUGAUAGCUAG
Lathyrus sativus (Indian pea) is the source of this 777-nucleotide messenger RNA. The record is from the annotation of a GenBank genome assembly. Lineage: Eukaryota; Viridiplantae; Streptophyta; Magnoliopsida; Fabales; Fabaceae.